This is a messenger RNA of Anopheles maculipalpis, 2862 nucleotides long. It is a transcript of the gene unc-45, whose product is annotated as protein unc-45 homolog B. The transcript has 2 exons. NCBI's taxonomy places the organism in Eukaryota, Metazoa, Arthropoda, Insecta, Diptera, Culicidae. Bases 10 to 2862 code for a protein of 950 amino acids. The record is from RefSeq and is a predicted model, not a curated record. Gene Ontology annotation, molecular function: Hsp90 protein binding.
ACGCCGAAUAUGGUUGCAACGGAGGAAAACGUUAAGAUGGAAGUGGAUGAGGCAACCGCCUUCAAAGAACGUGGCAAUGCAGAAUUCAAGGAAGAUUGCUGGGAAGCGGCCAUCAAGUGGUACACGAAAGCGAUUCACGCCGGCGAGAAGCAUAAAGAUCUGCCAGUAUUCUACAAAAACCGUGCGGCGGCCUUCCUUAAACUCGAGCAGUACGAAAACGCGCGCAAGGAUUGUACCGAGUCGCUGGAAUUGUGUCCAAACGAUCCGAAAGCACUGUUUCGUCGGUUUCAGGCGCUCGAAGCGUUGGAGCGUUUCGAGGAAGCGUACAAAGAUCUGCGAACGAUUCAUACGCAUGAUCCGAACAACAAAACGAUCAAACCACAUCUGGAGCGGCUGCAUGCGAUCGUACAGGAGCGUGCCCGGGAACGGGCCCAAACUUCCAACAAGGUGACCAAGAUGUUCGAAAUUGCGUUCGAUAUCGGAGCGCCCAACGAUAAACGGGAACAGGCGAUGAGCAAUCUUGUGGUGCUGACACGCGAGCAGGCAGGUGUGGAAGUCAUGAUGCGAGAAGGUGUAGUGACGCGUAUUGGCAAGUUGCUAAAGGUGGAGAAAAACAACGACAUCAUUACGAACGCAAUUCGAGCGAUCGAUGGCGUUUGUCUGAAAAGUGCCGAACGUACGAAGCAGGUCAUUAACGAGCUCGGUAUUCCUUGGUUCCUGCAAAUUCUGGACUGCAACGUUGAGGAGCGUGUAGCAGCAUCCCAGCACUGCAUGCAAACGGUGCUGAACUCGAUUUCGGGCAUGGACAACAAGGAAGACACCAAACCAAUCGAUGCUUUGGUAAAGGAAAAUCAGCAAAUCAUCGAAACACUGCUCACCUGUCUGCUGUACUCGGUUACCGAUCGUACGAUCUCGGGUAUGGCUCGUGAUUCCAUUAUGGAGCUGCUGAUUCGUAACGUCCACUGGAAGACUCUGAACUGGGCGGAAAGGUUGGUCGAGCUGAAGGGUCUGAUGCGGCUGAUGGAAGUCUGUUCCGAGCUGGAGGAGUACAAGUACGAGAGUGCAAUGAACAUUACGGCUUCGUCGCGUACGAUCGCCACGGUCUGCCUGUCGCGCAUCUACGAAAACAUGUACUACGAUCAGGCCCGUGAGCGGUUUACGGAACAGAUUGCGGACUUCGUGAAGGAUAAGCUGUUGACGCCCGAUCACGAAUCGAAGGUGCGUGUAACGGUUGCGAUCACUUCGCUGCUGCUCGGACCGCUGGACGUUGGCAACACGAUCGUGUCACGUGAGGGUGUCCUGCAGAUGAUUCUCGUCAUGGCACAAUCGGACAAUUUGCUGGAACAGAAAGUGGCCUGCGAAUGCUUAAUUGCUGCUGCCUCAAAGAAGGACAAAGCGAAGGGUUUGGUCCAGUCGGGAGCAGAAAUCUUGAAGCGGCUGUACUCGUCCAAGAAUGAGGAAAUUCGCGUACGUGCCUUGGUCGGUCUGUGCAAGAUCGGCAGUUCGGGCGGUUUGGAUGCUUCGAUUCGUCCGUUUGCUGAUGGAUCAACGAAAAAGCUAGCGGAAGCAUGUCGUCGCUUUUUGGUGAAGCCGGGUAAGGACAAGGACAUUCGCAAGUUUGCCGCCGAAGGUCUCGCCUAUCUGACGCUGGACGCCGAGGUGAAGGAAAAGCUUGUAGAGGAUCGUGCCGCUAUCAAGGGUUUGAUUGAACUAGCCAAAACUGGUGACCAGUCCGCACUUUACGGUGUAGUUACGACGCUGGUCAAUCUGGUGAAUGCUUACGACAAGCAGGAGAUGGUACCGGAGUUGGUAGAGUUGGCCAAGUUCGCGAAACAUCACAUCCCCGAAGAGCACGAACUGGACGAUCCGGACUUUGUCAGUGCUCGUGUCAUCGUGCUCGCGAACGAGGGUGUCACGUCCGGCUUGGUGGCGCUUUGCAAAACGGAGAGCGAUAAUUCAAAGGAAAUGAUUGCUCGCGUCUUUAAUGCGCUGUGCAGCGAGCAAGAAGCACGUGGUAAGGUGGUUCAGCAGGGUGGAGCAAAGGUACUGCUUCCGCUGUCCCUUAACGGAACGGCCAACGGAAAGCGACAUGCUGCUCAGGCCCUGUCACGCAUUGGAAUCACCAUCAAUCCGGAGGUCGCUUUCCCGGGCCAGCGCAAUCUGGAGGUGAUCCGUCCUUUGAUGAACCAACUGCAUCCCGAUUACACGUCGUUGGAAAACUUUGAAGCACUGAUGGCGCUCUGUAAUCUAGCCUCGAUGAAUGAAUCCACCCGCCAGCGUAUCAUGAAGGAACAGGGCAUGAUUAAGAUUGAGUCGUACAUGGCAGAGGAUCAUCCGAUGCUGCGUCGAGCCGCCACUCAGGUGAUGUGCAACAUGGUACAAUCACCCGAUGCGGUAGCAUUGUGCGAAAAGCAAAACGAUCGAGUAAAGAUGCUUGCACUGCUCUGCGAAGAGGAAGACGAAGACACGGCACUGGCAGCAUCGGGAGCGCUCGCUUAUCUCACAUCCGUGUCAGAACGAUGCUGCGAGAAAAUGUUUGAACCGGCUGGCUGGUUGAAUGUGUUUCACACGCUAGUGGCAAACCCGAGCCCGGGAGUACAGCAUCGGGGCAUCGUGAUCAUUCGAAACAUCAUGAAGACGAGCAAACAGCUGGCCUCGAAGCUGUUCGAUACGGAUGUGCUGCAGAUGAUGUACGGCGUUACGCAGCUGAACGAUGAACGGCGGGCUAAGGCGAUCGAGUGUGCGCAGGAAUGUUUGAAGCUGGCCGAAGAGUACCGGCUGAUACAGGAAAAUGCCGAUUCCGAUCUGGCACCGGACGUGUUUAAGGAGCAGCCGGCUACGAUUGAGGAAGUCGAUAAUUGA